AUGCUGCAGACCAGAUUGUUCCAUGCAUGCGCGGCGCUGGCGCGGGCGGCGAGCCGGCCUGUGCCGAAGCCGACGAGCGAGAUUCCCGACGUCAGCACGUUCCUGGCGAAGAUAGGGCGGCAGUGCUCUGAGCACGCAGAGCUAUACGAGAACAAGUGGGAGAACCUAUUCAUGUGGGACGGGCCUAAGCUCAAGGAGAAGGGCGUGCCAGUACAGCAGCGGCGCUACAUUCUGCAGCAGGUGGAGCGGCUGCGGCAGGGCGGGCCGGUGCGCGAGAUCCGCGAGGGAAAGAAGUCGUUCUUCGGCGGGGAACGCAAGCGGAAGGAGAAGGUUGCCAAGUGGCGGGCAGAGCAGCGUCACGCUGCGUAA
Molecule: messenger RNA, 369 nt
Organism: Eremothecium gossypii ATCC 10895
Lineage: Eukaryota; Fungi; Ascomycota; Saccharomycetes; Saccharomycetales; Saccharomycetaceae
Gene: FYV4
Product: mitochondrial 37S ribosomal protein mS41
Exons: 1
Coding region: 1-369 (122 amino acids)
Cellular component (GO): mitochondrion
Source: RefSeq, marked provisional